Salvia miltiorrhiza (redroot sage) is the source of this 1232-nucleotide messenger RNA. RefSeq lists its product as uncharacterized. The record is from RefSeq and is a predicted model, not a curated record. The transcript is spliced from 7 exons. Lineage: Eukaryota; Viridiplantae; Streptophyta; Magnoliopsida; Lamiales; Lamiaceae. The coding region runs from base 1 to 1050 and encodes 349 amino acids.
AUGACGUCGGAGGGGAAUGUUACUACAAAGGACAAAGGGAAAAAUAUAAUUGAAGGUUCGGUAUUCGGCGAGGGUAGUCGUAUUGCAAACAGAGGGAAGAGUAAGAACAAAGUGCAGGGGAAAGGUGUGACUGAUACAUCUGAUUUUGUGGAGAAUAGUCCUCGAGUAACUAGAGGUAGCGUAAAGGGAAAGGCCAAACUGAAUGAAGGUGUUGCACAACUGAAUGAAGUUCGUACGAAGUAUCGGAAUGAUCCAACAUUGUUAGCUUUUAAGCGAUCGUUACUUGGGGGUAAGAUUUUGAAGAGGAAGUUGAGUGAGACGUCGGGUAAAGAUGUUACUGGUAGUUCGGUUGUCCCUUCUAUCAGAGUCGUGCCGCCGGUAGCCCCUGCCAAGAGGACCAGGAUUGACAAGCGUAAGCUUGAUGUAGAAAAUUACACGAAGUUAGAGGUGAAGAAAUAUGAUGAUUACCCGUCUCUAUACAUUAGGAGCACGCCAUGCGUUCUAUUGAAAGUUGUCAAUGAAAUGAACGACGUUCAGAAACAGGUUGUGAAGUCUUUGGGCUUUGGUCAUGUGCUUAAUCUUACAAUCCAAGAGAUGCCUAGUAAGCUAGAUUACUGGGUGCUUGAUCACUUCCAUGCCCGAAGGUCGGAGAUCAUGUUUCCAUGUGGGAAGUCAAUUGAAGUGAUUGAGGAAGAUGCGUAUCGCAUGCUCGGGUUUCCUCGUGGUGGUAGACCGGUGGAUCUUCUGGAAAAAUAUGAGACUACCGACUUGUAUGACGAGUGGGUAAGCUGUUUUCCAGAUAAACAGCGUAAAACUAUAAAAAUCAGUGAUGUGAAAGACGCUAUGUUAGCUUCUGUAGAUGGGGGCCGAUGGUUUAAGGUGCAUUUUUUAGUGAUGGUGACACAUUGCCUUAUUUCGAGUUCGAUGCAUAGAUCUGUCAUUCCUAGGGUUAUUAAGAGCCUUGAUGACUUGACGGUUGUUCGUGACUUGAACUGGUGUGCGUAUGUAGCUGAUUCUUUGAUCGAUAGCAAAGAUGCUUUAUGUGGAUAGGGUAACAUGGGCAAGAACAAGUGUAAGGAGGAGCUUUCCUUUAUUAAUAAAUUGGUGCACAAAAACACUGAGAGACAGGGAACUUGCUGAGAUACAUUGUGGCAAGUUUGGUGACGGAAUUGUUCUUGACCCAAUUGAAAUUAUGGAUGAUGAUGGGGAGAGAGACAGAGAUGUUGUUGGUG